This is a messenger RNA of Gossypium raimondii (Peruvian cotton), 1344 nucleotides long. Its product is annotated as protein CDI. Lineage: Eukaryota; Viridiplantae; Streptophyta; Magnoliopsida; Malvales; Malvaceae. The transcript is spliced from 2 exons. Bases 304 to 1068 code for a protein of 254 amino acids. The record is from RefSeq and is a predicted model, not a curated record.
CGAAUAACUGGCUCCCUUUCCCUCGUUUCAUUUCACUGCUAAAUCCUCGCCACAACACAUUCAUACAAAAAUUUCUAUUGAAUCUAAAAUAAAAAUUGGAUAAUUUCGAAAUUUUAGAGAUUAUUUUUCUGUUCUUUGAGUUCCCAUUUCUAUAAGUAGUCUUCUAAGACUCUACCUCUUCCCCUUUAUUCUUAAGAAACUUUUAGUUCUCUUUCUUCUUUCUUCACUGUCAAGAAUUUCGAGAUCCCGCGUUUUCUUCAUUUUCUCAGAUCUUUGUUAUAGAAGAAAAAACUGCUGCUAACAAUGACUUUGGCUAAUGGCGAAGCUUAUCAAGUGACUAACAAUGGCGAUUUAAGCAAACCCUUCAAAAUCUUUGUCGGUUACGAUCCGCGUGAAGAUCUAGCCUAUGAGGUCUGCCGCCAUUCUAUCUUGAAACGUUCAUCGGUUCCUGUCGAGAUCACUCCCAUUGUUCAAUCAGAUCUCCGGGAAAAAGGCCUGUACUGGCGCGAGCGGAACAAGCUCGAGAGUACCGAGUUCUCGUUUUCCCGGUUCCUGACUCCCUACUUGGCGAAUUACAAUGGUUGGGCGCUGUUCAUCGACUGUGAUUUCCUUUACUUAGCUGAUAUAAAGGAAUUAAUGGAGUUGAUUGAUGAUAAAUAUGCGAUCAUGUGCGUUCAUCAUGAUUAUACCCCGAAAGAGACCACGAAAAUGGAUGGUGCAGUGCAGACUUUGUAUCCUCGAAAGAAUUGGUCCUCGAUGGUGUUGUACAAUUGCGGUCAUCCGAAGAACAAGGGUCUGACUCCAGAAGUUGUAAACAAUCAAACGGGCGCUUUUCUUCAUAGGUUCCAGUGGCUCGAAGAUGAUGAAAUCGGAUCGAUCCCGUCUAUUUGGAAUUUCCUUGAAGGGCAUAACAAGGUUGUUGAGAAUGACUCAAAAACGUUUCCUAAAGCCAUACAUUAUACUCGUGGAGGGCCAUGGUUUGAGGCAUGGAAGAAUUGCGAGUUUGCCGAUCUUUGGCUGAAUGAGAUGCAUGACUACAUCGAAGAAACGAAGUUGAAUGCAAGUUAAUCAGAAUCGGCAUUGGUAAUUUCCUAAUUACAUGUCAAUUUAUUCAUGCUCCAUUUUUAUGUUAUAUUCAUAUAUUGAAUCUAUCUUUGUGUAUCCUAGUUCCAAUUAUGCUUUAGAGUAUAUCAGGACGGCUAUAUAUCGAUAUCGAUGCCUCGUGUAUGUAGUUUUUCAAUUUUUUUCAUUUGUUUCAGUGACUACAUAUGGGAAUAUAUGAUCCUUGGAAUGUUGGGCAGUAUCUUUAGUUGAUUAAUGAAAGGUCUUUCAUUUGUUUGUGAA